AUUUUGUUGCCAUUGGCACGAAUCACUCGAUGGAGUCUAACCUCAUUCCCAGCGAAUCAAGCGUCAAAUUAACUGCACUUGGUUUGUUGGGCGCAAUCGCUCUAGUAAGCGCAAUGGGAAUGUUUGGGGCAAAGAAUAACAUGCCCGUUGAGGGCAAGACUAUCCUGCUCACUGGCGGCUCAGAUGGCAUGGGCAGAAGCGUGGCCAUCAAGCUGGCGGCGAAGGGUGCCAAUUUGAUUAUAGUGGCACGAAAUGUCCAGAAGCUGGAGGAGACUAUCGCAGCAGUGAAAUCCGCAGCAAAAUCCCCCAAGAAGCAAAGGUUCCACCACAUAUCCGCCGACGUAGGCCAGCCCGGCUACGCCAUCAAGCUCCUGGAAGCCGCAACGGCAUGGAACGGCGGGCAACCUCCAGACAUCGUCUGGACGGUAGCCGGGAUCGCGCACCCGAGCUUGUUCGCCGACACCUCGGACGCCAUGCGCAUCUCGCGCCAGGCUAUGGACGUCAACUACUGGGGCACGGCGGAGCUGGCGCACGCGGUGCUGCGGGCGUGGUACGACCCGUCGAGUCCGGCCCCGGGCCCAGGCGCCGAGCCGCGCCACCUCAUCUUCACGUCGACGGCCGCCGUCAUGGCCAGCAUCGCGGGCUACGGCCUGUACGCACCGUCCAAGGCCGCCCUGCGCUGCCUCGCCGACGCCCUCAGCCAGGAGGUCCUGCUGUACCCGGACCACCCCGUCAAGGUCCACGUUGUGCUGCCCGGCACCAUCACCAGCGCCGCGUUCGAGAGGGAGCAGGAGAUCAAGCAUCCCGUCACAAAGGUGCUCGAGAAGGACGACCCAGUGCAGUCGCCCGAUGAGGUCGCAGAGGCAUCCAUCAGGGGCCUGGAGCGCGGCAACUAUCUCGUCACUGUCAACUGGCUGGGUGAGGCCUUGCGCUGGUCCAUGAUUGGAAGUUCUUGGAGGAAUAACUGGCUUGUCGAUAUCUUGGGCGCCUGGGUCGCCCAGAUUAUCUGGAUCUUUGCCCUUUGGGAUAUGCGCAGUGCCCUUGUCUCUCAUGCCAAGAAGCACGGAAGACCAGAUAAUCAAGUCAAGGAGAGUUCUGUGACUGGCUAA
Molecule: messenger RNA, 1109 nt
Organism: Pyricularia pennisetigena
Lineage: Eukaryota; Fungi; Ascomycota; Sordariomycetes; Magnaporthales; Pyriculariaceae
Exons: 3
Coding region: 30-1109 (359 amino acids)
Biological process (GO): sphingolipid biosynthetic process
Cellular component (GO): endoplasmic reticulum membrane
Molecular function (GO): 3-dehydrosphinganine reductase activity
Source: RefSeq, a predicted model, not a curated record